Molecule: messenger RNA, 1338 nt
Organism: Stylonychia lemnae
Lineage: Eukaryota; Ciliophora; Spirotrichea; Sporadotrichida; Oxytrichidae
Source: the annotation of a GenBank genome assembly
AUGUACUAGGCUCUUAAGAUAAAGGAGAGGCCAGAGUCAGAAUUCGGUCCAGGGAAGGAUCCAUACUCUACAUUUCCCAAUGAAGCUAGAGCUUUGAUUCAUCAAGAUUUGAAUAUAACCGCUGAACAAAGAAGAGCAGACUUUCUAGUGAGAUUAGAGGAGGCGAAAUUAAAGGCUAAACCAACUGAAGUUAGCCCUGAAUUAUGGGAAAAGUACAUUAAGGACCCAGAUUUUUAUAAGAAUGACAAGCAAGUAGUGAACAUAGACAUGAAAGGCUAAGAGAUCCUUGAGAGGCUUGACAUUAAUUUAGAGAUUUUGAGAAAGCUUUAGGAUAAGCACUAUGAAAUAGAUAUAGAAUAUGAGAUGAACAGAGAUCUUUAUGAAAAAUAAAGAGUCAAGGAUGAGUUCUUAGAGGCUCACAAAGAGGAUAACAAAGUUCUCAACUCAUAUUAUGAGACAACUUACAAGAAGGCUAAGGGAAACUAAUCAUCUUACUUUCUAUACAAAAAUCCAUAUGAGCCAAAAGAUCUUAGAUUUCAUUUCUUAGUCUCUGUGGGUACAACAUUACUGACCACAGUAUUUUUAGGGCUUAUUAAUCCUCUUCUGCCUUUAGUAUUAACAUAUGACUACUUUCUGCUGGCUAAUUACGCUAAAGUACUAAAUUAAACUACUUUUGUUAUGGCUUUAGAUGCUUCUAAAAGGCACGUAUAUUUAAAUAGAUUAAACUUCUUGGGUUAUCACACUGAGAUGAAGGAAACCAGAAUACCUUUGAUCAAUAUAAGAUUUAUGGGAGAGUAUACCAAUAAAUAUGUGACCUUAGAUAAUAGAGGUUUAUUGCCUUCAUUCUCUAGAAUUAUGAAUUAUGGUAUGCCAUUGUUCAACAAGAAGACUAGUACUUAUGACAUCAAUGAGAAAAUAGGAUAAAAAGAUAUAGUUGAUACUGAAAAGAAUCUGACUGAUGAUUAGAAUAAUUUUAAGAGAUUUUGGAGGUUUAUGGCUAAUAGUGAGACCUAUCUAAUCCCUAUAGAUCAUGAGCAAACUGACAAUAGCUUUCUUGAUAAAAGUAUAGUCUUCGACUUAAUAAAUGGUAGAUAAAAGGCUAUACUUAGAAGAGAUUUCUCUAUCAUGGAGGAGGGCUUGUAGAAAAUUAGAGAUGAUAUGGAAGAAGCAUAUAAGGAUUACCUUACCUCAAAAGAUAUUCCAUUUACUACUUAGAGAGAAGAACUACAGAGGAAGUAUUCUUAUUACCGACCUAAUAGAGAAUUUUCAGGCAACAUGGAAAAUGCUAAACUCAAGAAAGUUGAUGAUGGAACAUUUACUGAUAAUGGAUAUAGAUGA